Molecule: messenger RNA, 2069 nt
Organism: Pyrus x bretschneideri (Chinese white pear)
Lineage: Eukaryota; Viridiplantae; Streptophyta; Magnoliopsida; Rosales; Rosaceae
Product: D-lactate dehydrogenase [cytochrome], mitochondrial
Exons: 18
Coding region: 127-1806 (559 amino acids)
Biological process (GO): lactate catabolic process
Cellular component (GO): mitochondrion
Molecular function (GO): D-lactate dehydrogenase (NAD+) activity; D-lactate dehydrogenase (cytochrome) activity; FAD binding
Source: RefSeq, a predicted model, not a curated record
GACAUUUUGAUUUGAGUUCAGUGGUCAGAUAAAACUAGAAUCACCAAGCAUAUGAUCUAAUCAAACACCCAAAUUUCGUCCAUUCCUGCAUUUCAUCAACGAAGUCUCUGUACCUCCUAGACCGCCAUGGCCAUGGCGUCGUGGUUCUCUCGCCUCCGCCGUUCCUCACAGCGCUUCUUCUUCACCUCCUCCGCCCUCCGAACCUCCAUGUCCACCAAGCUGGCGAGAACCCAAAAUACAACGAACUCCGAGAGCCCGAAAACCCCAUUUCUCUUCUGGUCGAGCUCGCUGAUUCCGGUCGCACUCGCAGUGUCAGCCGGAUCGCUUGCCCUCCACCCCCAAUCGGACCCAUCACUUUGUGAAGCCCCCAGUGCAAAUUCUCGCAACGAGUUUGUUGUUAAAGGGCUGCGCAAGGAAGUCCCACAAGAGCUUGUUGAUGAAUUGAAGGAUGUUUGUCAAGAUAACAUGACAAUGGAUUAUGAGGAGAGGUAUAACCAUGGAAAACCGCAGAACAGCUUUCACAAAGCGGUUAAUAUUCCCGACAUCGUUGUGUUUCCGAGGUCUGAAGAGCAAGUUUCUAAGAUAGUCAAGUCAUGCGACAAGCAUAAGGUUCCAAUUGUACCAUAUGGCGGGGCUACAUCCAUUGAGGGUCACACCUUGUCUCCCAAUGGAGGUGUAUGCAUCGACAUGUCAUUAAUGAAUCAUGUUAAAGCAUUACAUAUUGAGGACAUGGAUGUUGUUGUUGAGCCUGGGAUUGGAUGGAUGGAGCUUAAUGAAUACCUGGCUCCUUAUGGUCUAUUUUUUCCCCUGGAUCCAGGGCCUGGUGCAACAAUCGGAGGAAUGUGUGCGACACGUUGCUCUGGUUCCUUAGCUGUUAGGUAUGGAACCAUGCGUGAUAAUGUCAUUAGUCUCAAGGUAGUUCUUGCAAAUGGAGAUAUUGUUAAGACUGCAUCUCGUGCUAGAAAGAGUGCUGCAGGGUAUGAUUUGACCCGCCUGGUGAUUGGAAGUGAAGGAACACUUGGUGUAAUAACGGAAAUCACUCUACGCCUUCAGAAAAUUCCACAAUACUCAGUGGUUGCUAUGUGUAAUUUCCCUUCAAUUAAGGAUGCAGCAGAUGUUGCUAUUGCUACUAUGCUGUCGGGCAUUCAGGUUUCACGGGUUGAACUACUGGAUGAGGUUCAAGUGAGGGCAAUCAACAUUGCGAAUGGGAAGAAUUUUCUUGAAACUCCAACCUUAAUGUUCGAAUUUAUAGGCACAGAGGCAUAUUCCCGUGAGCAAACCCAUAUAGUUCAACAGAUUGUUUCUGAACACAAUGGCUCAGACUUUGUUUUUGCAGAAGACCCUGAAGCUAAAAAGGAACUCUGGAAGAUAAGGAAGGAGGCACUCUGGGCAUGCUUUGCAAUGGAGCCUAAUUUUGAGGCAAUGAUUUCGGAUGUAUGUGUUCCUUUAUCAUGUCUUGCAGAAUUGAUAUCAAGGUCCAAAGAACAGCUGGAUGCAUCAGAACUUGUUUGCACAGUUAUUGCUCAUGCUGGUGAUGGGAACUUCCAUACAGUGAUUCUCUUUGACCCUAGCAAUGAAGAACAUCGACGAGAAGCAGAGAGACUGAACCAUUUUAUGGUCCAUACUGCCCUGUCAAUGGAAGGAACAUGUACGGGUGAACAUGGCGUUGGUACAGGAAAAAUGAAGUAUCUUGAGCAAGAACUGGGAAUGGAGGCUUUGAAGGCAAUGAAAAGAAUAAAAGCAGCAUUAGAUCCCAACAACACCAUGAAUCCAGGAAAGCUAAUUCCUGCUCAUGUUUGUUUUUAAGAGCUUUACUCCCUCUGCCUACCAUCUUCCUUCCCGUCGCCGUCGGAAUUGAGAAAUCAAGCUGAAAUCAUUUCGUAUUAUUCUCUUACGUUCUUAUAAUCUUAAAUGGUACCCCAUGCAUAAAAGGAUUGAGGUGAAAACAUGUCUGCUAAACUUUGUUAAUAUUAAAUUUUUCUCCUAGUUUUGCUUGUUUUCCUUGGAGAAAACGAUUUGAAAACCAAUAACAUGCAUUGGAAUAAUAAGUGUUGUGUGUUUUAAUGACA